Molecule: messenger RNA, 2386 nt
Organism: Melanotaenia boesemani (Boeseman's rainbowfish)
Lineage: Eukaryota; Metazoa; Chordata; Actinopteri; Atheriniformes; Melanotaeniidae
Gene: herpud2
Product: HERPUD family member 2
Exons: 9
Coding region: 343-1596 (417 amino acids)
Biological process (GO): endoplasmic reticulum unfolded protein response
Molecular function (GO): protein binding
Source: RefSeq, a predicted model, not a curated record
AACUGUCACGUGAUUUCCGCUUUCUCGGCCGACAUUAUCACAACAAGGCUAGCCGAGGAAGGGACGAGGGGGAGACGACACUGUAAGAGGAGUGCAAAGAAUUUCAAGCCUUGAUACCUGAAGAAUUUCUGCAAAUUCCUGGACACAGCAAUAGAGCUACAGAUGAUGAAGACAUUUUAGAGGAGGAACACCCAGCCUUUUCCCAGCACAAGGAGUGCCUCAGCUGUUGUGUGGAGGCCAAAAUGGAUAAUAUUUAAGGCCAAUUAUAUUCUGGCCUCAGGUUAGUCCUGAGUUUUGACAGUAAAGGUUCUUGAAAGAGCUGCACUAUCAGUAGUAUGAGCCAUGGACCCUGGAGCAGUUGAUAGUCCUGUAACCCUGGUCAUUAAGGCCCCCAACCAAAAGUAUGAAGACCACACCAUUAACUGCUUCCUGAACUGGACCGUGGAGAGAUUGAAGAGUCACAUCUCUGCUGUGUACCCCAGCAAGCCUCAAUCAAAAGACCAGCAGCUGGUGUACUCAGGAAGGCUCCUUCAAGAUCACCUGCAGCUUGGAGAUGUGCUUAGAAAGCAGGAUGAAUGCCACAUGAUGCAUCUAGUAUGCGUCUCUCACAGUCCCCCAGGCUCGCCCAUGCCUCGGAGUCCUCCCAGCUCUUCUGCUUCAGACUCCAGUAGUUCAGACAGCGUCGGCUCCUCAUUUCCUGCCACCACACCAGAUCGGGACAGUCUGCCAGUCUCUUCCUCCACAUCUGUCCCAGGAGGCUGUGAUGGGUUGAGGCAUCGUGGUGGCUUUCCCCCUUACAAUCCUCCGAGUGCUUCUGGUCACCCUCAGUGGCCAGAUGCAGCCCAGGUCCCUUUCCAAGGUGGCCUCUCUGCCAACAUGCCCCCCCAUCCUUUGUACAUGCCCAUGCAGAUGCUGUGGUGGCAGCAGAUGUAUGCACACCACUACUACAUGCAAUAUCAAGCAGCUGUAGCAGCCUCUCAGCCUCCCAGCACUUCUCCUCCUUCCUCCCCUUCCUCCUCCUCACCCCAUCAGCCUGCCCAGCCAAAUGAAGCUGCUCCACCACCUCCGCUGGGCCAUAACCCAGCCCUAAACGCAAUACCAGAGAACCAGCCAGCCAACCCCAUCCAGAUGAACGCCCAAGGCGGGCCGGUGUUGAACGAUGACGAGCUGAACCGUGAUUGGCUGGACUGGCUGUACACGGUGUCUCGUGCCGGCAUCCUGCUCAGCAUCGUCUACUUCUACUCCUCCUUUAGCCGCUUCGUCAUGGUGGUUGUUGCCAUGUUGUUUGUCUACCUGCAUCAGGCAGGUUGGUUUCCCUUCAGGCCAGAGCAGCCGAACCUCAGAGAAGGUGAAAGGGCUGGCGCUCCUCAGGAUGAAGAUGGGAGACACCAGGACAUACAGGAAAUGGAACGUCUGAUGGAUGAAGGAAUGGAGGAUGAAGACAGUGGUGAAGAAGGUGGUGGAGGCCCAGAGGACCAUGCCCUGGCUCCAGCUGCAGCUAUCCCAGAGCCAAACUUCCUCACCACAGCAUGGUCCUUCAUCAGCACCUUCUUCACCUCGCUCAUCCCCGAGGGACGGCCACACCCGGCCAACUAGGAUGACACUCUGCCUUUCAUGUAACCUCCCCCACCUGCCAGCAGGUAUCGCGCUACAGUUUCCAAGCUUCAUCUUUACUUUUGAAAAUAACCAGUCAACCAAAAAACAUCUUUUCAAACUGAUUUAACCCACACUUCAAAGUAACAGCCAAUCGGAAACGGACAUCCUACCUGCUGCCAACAAUGGAGGCGUAAUCGUAGACGCAGAGUGUCACUGCAGAGAGUACGAGAAUAAACGAACUGAUAUGAAAAGAGAUGUCAUGUUGUUUUAAUGGAGUAAUUGCUUCUGUGGUUAUGGUUUUAUUUUUCUUACAUCAGUAGUGAAUCCAUGGAAAUAUGGUGAUGCUAAGAGUCAUUGGAGGAACUGUCUUUCACUUUGAGCAGUGAUUAGGUGUUGGUUUUAAAACUUUAUUUUAAUAAAAAUGUGACAGUUACAAAAGAUAAAAUCUCCCUAAAAUGAGUGGGAGUCAUGUGUCCUUCAGAAACCAUGAGAAAAGCUCGUCCUCAUAUAAGACGGUUUCAUAUAUGCACAUGGUGUGCACACGGAGAUUGCAGCUCCUGAAGCACAUUGUUUUUCCACUCUGUGUAUUUGAACAUAUCUAUUUACACAUGUAAGUAUAUGCAUCUAAUUCCUAAAUAUAUGCUUUUUGAUUAAAAAAAAUUAUAUUGCAGCACUUUAACUUUUUGAGUGUGUUUUACUUCCAGUUUCACUUUGACGUCCUGCAGGUGGCAGCAUGUACACAGAAUGGCUACUGUCCUGGUGUCAGACAUUAUGAGAAAGAACUGAUUUA